This is a messenger RNA of Bacillus rossius redtenbacheri, 4283 nucleotides long. RefSeq lists its product as uncharacterized. The transcript has 2 exons. Bases 9 to 2810 code for a protein of 933 amino acids. The record is from RefSeq and is a predicted model, not a curated record. NCBI's taxonomy places the organism in Eukaryota, Metazoa, Arthropoda, Insecta, Phasmatodea, Bacillidae.
AAUGUGCGAUGGUAUACAAGUGUUGUGUUCCACAAUGUCGUGGAAAUUAUGAAGGUGGCCCGAAAGUUCACGUCUUCAAAUUUCCCGACAGUGAAGAUAUUAAAAAUGCGUGGUUGAACGCAAUUCCUCGGGAACACUUCAUACCCACAAAAUAUUCCAGGGUUUGCGAAGUCCAUUUUAAGAGUGCUGAAGUACUGUGGGAGUCAGUAUACUUUGAUGAGAAAUCUGGGAGAACUCUGACAGCACCUUUGGAAAGACCAAAACUGAAAGAUGGUGCAGUGCCGUCAGUGUUUCCCGGUUGCCCCUCCUACUUAUCAUCGGGCUCGCAGUCAGUUCGUGAUUCGCCAAGGAAGAAGCGACAGCGCAAAGAAGCAGCAGCAGUCGAACGUGCUACUGCUGAAAGUUUACAAACCUAUGCUGAUUAUGAAAGUAAACAUGUGUGUAGUACUUAUGACGAAUUAGUUUUACUAUGUAAAAGUGCUAAGACAUCUGUUUUUUGGGAUCUUAUCAAUCGUCCAGAUAAACUCGCAUAUGUCCACAUCAGCUUUGAAGAUGCUCCAGUUUUGACAUAUACGGUUACUAUCAAAAGUGAUAUGACUUUAACGUGUUAUUAUCAAGGAGUGCAGUUAAAAAAUCUCUCUCAGUUAAAUUUUCCAUUGAUAGUGAACAAUAUAAACCAAAUCACAGACGUCCUAACAACAAUUGAAAAUCUUCACCAUGGUGACUGUAAAGUAAGUGACAAAUACGCAGUGGUGAAAUCAUUACUUGACACUAUGAACAGUGAUGAUGAAGAACACCAGAAUUUUGUUAACUUUUUGUCUACCCAGUUAGAGUUGAUCCAGCAGCCGAAAAAUGGACUGAAGUAUAAUACUGAAUUGUUUGUAUUUGCAUCACUUGUUUCUAUCAUUUCACCUCAUGCAUAUAAGUUUAUUAGAAGUUCAGGCAACAUCAUUCUUCCACAUCCGAAUACAAUACGCAGAUUAUGUUAUUCAUUUAAAUUUGGUCCAGAAACAGAGCAGUUGGAAGAAAAUUUUUUGUUCUAUGUGAAAAAUAAGGUAUCUCAGCUUACACCCCAAGAACGUCAUGUUGUUCUUAUGGUAGAUGAAAUCCAUAUUAAGCAGUUUCUAGAUUACAAGGGUGGAAACAUAGUAGGUUCUAGUUUUAAUUCUGAAAAUGCUGCUUCAAGUGCCCACGUGUUCAUGGUUCAAAGUCUUUUUUCAUCAUAUAAGGAUGUUGUACACAUACUUCCUGUGAACAGUCUUACAGGAGAAAUCCUUCAUAAUGUACUAAGGACGGUGAUCGUAGGUCUUGAAACAGUUGGUUUGAAGGUUGUGUGUGUAAUUACAGACAACAACAGCAUUAACAGGAAAGCAAUGUCAAUGUUUUCAUGCCCGCCAAAACUUAGCAUAGUUUAUCCACACCCCAGUGACCCAACACGACCAUUGUUUUAUAUCAUUGAUCUUGUACACAUCUUUAAGUGUAUAAGGAAUAACUGGCUGAAUCAAAAAAAUAAUGGUUUAUGCAUCACUUUCCCGAGCUUUGAUGAGUCAUCAGAAAUGUUUACAGCUUCUUUUGAAACUCUGAGAGAACUCUACAAAUUGGAAUGUGACAAGUUGUUGAAGUUUGGCUAUGGACUGUCACUCAAGGCCUUGUGGCCUUCAAAUUUGGAGAGACAAAAUGUCAAACCUGUUACACAAGUGUUCAGUGAGUAUGUUAUUGAAGCUCUUGGUGAACUGGGAAACAAACAUAAUCUGCAACACUGUGAAGGUACCGCAAAGUUUAUUGGUAUAAUCCUAACAUGGUGGAAAAUUGUAAAUACUAAAACACCAUUCAAAGGUGUUCGGCUAAAAGACACAAUGCAAGAGCCCCUCCGAAGUGCAUAUGAUGAACGAGCAGCAUACCUGAGAAAAUUUCUAUGUUGGCUUGACAGGUGGGAAGCCAUUUCAUUGAAAUCUGGAACACUGAGUAAAGAAACACAUGCAGCUGUUAAGCAUUCAACAUAUGCUCUUCUGGAGGUAACUGACUACUGCAUUUCUGAUUUAAAUAUGACAUAUGUUCUCACGGGAAAGUUUCAAACUGAUGUUUUAGAAGCUCGGUUUGGCUUAUACAGACAGUUAGCAGGGUGUCAGUAUAAUGUAUCUGUGAGGCAGGUUUUUGAGGUAGAAAAGAAGUUGCGAAUGUCAACUGUUUUGCAACAGAAACUGAAGUGUCUAGUCAAUGUAAGUGAGCCUGUAACAAAUGAUAACUGUUCGGAAAGUGUAGAGAAUGAUGAUGUUAAACCCUUUCUUGGUAUAACCGUGAUCAGUAGUGAUAUUUAUGAAGUCAAUGAAAACUUGCCUGUUAUCACAUAUCUAGCUGGUUAUUGUGCUUAUGUAGUUCUAAAGAAACUGCAAUGUCAGUCAUGUAAAGAAUUUCUUGUAACAGAUAAGUCAAUGGACAGUGAUCUUACAUAUAAGUUGAUACAUAAUCUUGAUAGAGGUGGCCUUCUUUAUCCACAGAAUAUUGUCAUUGAAGCAGUCACAUACACUUACAUUGUUGUUCGCAAAUUGACUAGCACAAAGUACGAAAACCAAUUUCUGAAAACAAAAAAUCAAAGACAUGUAGUUUCGUCACUCUCACAACUGAACCUUAAUGCUAAAGAGUGUUUUGGAUGGGAAGUAUGUGAAAAUGGACAUAAAUCAAACAAAAUUUGGACACUUGUUUUAAGGUCAUCUGCAAAUGCAUUGUUGAACAAUUAUUGCAAAAAUAAAAACAAUGGAAAUAAAACGAAAGGUAAUACAAGGAAACUAGCAAAUCUACAGAAAAAUUAAAAUAAAAAAAGGUUGUAGGUAACACUGACAAACAUUUUAAUGCAUCAUUCAUUGAUAUACUGAAACACUAACAUUUAUUGGUGUUCCAAAGUAAAGUAAAAAAAAAGCUUUACAUUUAUUUGAAAUUGAGUUGUGUAGACGUUAAGUGAGUACGAAACAGCAAAAAGAUAAGCUUUGUGUGAAUGUUGUAAAUAUAUAACAAAAAUGUUACUUGCUAUUGCCACAUUUAUAAACUUUUAAGUGUUAGCUGUGCACAUGUUGCUUUAGCUACAAACUACAUAUACGCUGUUAUUUUGAUUAAUUUAAUAGUGUUCUUUCACACUAUCUACAUCAUGUCAGUUUUCCUUUUUGCAUACAAACUAAAUAGUGACAUGUAAGCUCAGUCAAUGAGGGGUUUUAGACGAAAAUGGUGGGACGGUAAGAAAGUACUUGAGGGCAUCAUUUGGACUAAUUAUGAAGUCAACAUUCUAAACGUUAUGGUAGGUAUAUAGGAUAAUUAGUAAAGGAAAUGAGAGGGGGAGAUGGUCACGUUUACUGCUUUUUCACUUAUAUCUCAUAAUAUGUAUAUUUCAUGUAUUAUAAGCGACAUUGAAAAGCGUUACAUUUUACAAGAUUAUUCCUGUUAUUUGUUAUUAGUUUUUUUAGUAUGUAAAAUAGUUUAAUAAUUAUUCACUUGUCUGUGUUGUUAACUGAAAAAAGUUAUGUAUUUUUAUUUACAUUAUCUUCUAUUUAAUUUGAAAUAAAAAAAAUUAACUGUAUUGCAUAAGAAGUUGCUGAUAAUUAAAUUUCCUUUACAUUGAGUGAAUUCAGAAGUUAGAAUAAUUUCAUACAAUGUUGUUAAAAUUCCCACGCAUAUAAAACAAAACAGAGCAUUUCAAUUUCCCAUUACAUUAUGUUGCAAACACCUCAAUACCUGCGGGAAAAGGUUUAGAAGGUAUAAACGAAAACCGAAAAAAAAAACACCAUAUUUUUCUUUUCCCUUAACAAUGAUCGCAGAUCCCAAAACAUUCAGUAUUUAUCUUUAAACUAGUCCAAACAAAGCUUUAAAGUCCAUUAUUACCAUCUCAACUUUUUCGUCUACAAUACUUUUCAGCGCAUAUUGACUGGCAAAUGUACAUAAUUGUAUAAAUAGUACAUUUAUAUAGAUAAUAUAAUAUAAUGUAAACUGUCUCUUUGAAGCAGAAUUAGACUUGCUGUAAGUUGUAACGUUGUAUUUGUUUGUUCUCUGGUAAAGUGUUAGUGUACUAAGUGUCUUACGGUUUCUAUAUCCGGAAUUACAUUGCAGUUUACCUUGUCUUCUGCUCCUGUGCACAUUGUAUAUCAUGCAUGGUUUUGUUAACAAGUUCAUUGUGUCAAUCGAACAAAGUAUUUGUGUAUUACUUACUUGUAUAAAAAUAUGUUUAAAUUAAAUUGGUUUCGUGCAAAUGAAACGGGACACCAGAAAAGAAACUGUACCAGCCUGACGUUUAUAAC